Miscanthus lutarioriparius is the source of this 1368-nucleotide messenger RNA. NCBI's taxonomy places the organism in Eukaryota, Viridiplantae, Streptophyta, Magnoliopsida, Poales, Poaceae. The record is from the annotation of a GenBank genome assembly.
AUGGAGCACGUAGUUGGGGGCAAGUUCAAGCUCGGGAAGAAGAUCGGGAGCGGAUCCUUUGGGGAGCUCUACCUCGCCGUGAACGUGCAGAAUGGCGAGGACGUGGCUGUCAAACUGGAAUCGGUCAAAUCACGGCACCCACAGCUUCACUAUGAAUCAAAACUAUACAUGCUUUUGCAGGGUGGAACUGGGAUUCCACAUCUUAAGUGGUUCGGGGUGGAGGGGGAGUACAAUGUCAUGGUGAUUGAUCUGCUUGGUCCAAGUCUGGAGGACUUAUUUAACUACUGCAGCAGAAAGUUCUCCCUUAAAACAGUACUAAUGAUUGCUGAUCAGAUGAUCAGUAGAGUAGAAUAUAUGCACACGAAGGGGUUUCUACAUCGUGAUAUCAAGCCUGAUAAUUUCCUCAUGGGUUUAGGACGUAAAGCAAACCAGGUAUUUGUUAUCGACUAUGGCCUUGCGAAAAAGUAUCGAGAUCUCCAAACUCAUAAGCACAUACCAUACAGGGAAAACAAAAACCUCACAGGAACAGCACGAUAUGCCAGUGUAAAUACCCAUCUCGGAGUAGAGCAAAGCAGAAGAGAUGAUCUGGAAUCUCUUGGUUAUGUGCUGAUGUAUUUCUUAAGAGGAAGUCUUCCUUGGCAAGGCCUGAAAGCUGGCACAAAGAAGCAAAAGUAUGAUAGAAUCAGUGAAAAGAAAAUGCUGACACCAGUUGAGGUCCUCUGUAAAUCGUAUCCAUCAGAGUUUACUGCAUACUUUCAUUACUGUAGAUCACUACGAUUUGAAGAUAAACCGGAUUACUCCUAUUUGAAGAGACUCUUCCGUGACUUAUUUAUCCGUGAGGGGUACCAACUAGAUUAUGUAUUUGACUGGACCAUUAUGAAGUAUCCUCAGUUUAGAGAUAAAAGCAAACUUCAGUCUAGUGGCAAGAUUAGUGGGUUGGCAGGCCCUUCUGCAGAAAGGACUGAUAGAACUGCAGCUGAAGCUUUGUUUAGAAGAACUGGAUCUGGUUCUGGUCACAAUCGAGAACACACCAAGCACAGAAGUCUUCUAGAGUCAUUGAUGCCAUCCAAGGUGACUGUUGAUUCGGAUAAAACAAGGCCAUCCUCAUCAUCGCGCAAUGGAAGCACGUCAAGAAGAGCUGUCCUUUCAUCAAGCAAACCAAGCUCUUCUGGAGAUCCAAGUGACCCAAACCGCAUGGGUCGCCUGGUCCCGAGUAGCAGCAGCCGCCCACCGACUGCCCAAAGGGCACAUCCUUCAGGUGGAACUGAGAUGAGAUCAUCGUCUUUGUCAAAAAUCGGAAGGUCUUCACAUGAUGACGCUAUCAGGAACUUCGAGCUCCUCUCACUUGGUGCUGACAGGAGAAAAUAA